CGACUAAUUAUAUUUGAUUGCUGUUUGCAUAGUCUCAAAACUCUUUAUACAAUUUCAAAUUUUAACGUCUUAGCUUGUUCAAUUUUCCCCAUGCCCUCCCCUCUUCCCAGCACAGCUGAUUCUGUAGCACACUCCAGUCUUGUUUCACAAUGUAAGCAUAUUACAUAUUUGGGAAUAUCAACAUUUGCACAGUUUGCUAUUGUCGGCCUAUUAGCUCAGCUUAUUCAAUAGAAUUUACGCAAGUGCGGGCGCUGCUGACGCUGAAAUCUAUAUCAAUUUGAAUGAUAAGCUGAUAAGCGGCAGUCGCGACUCGGCGGGCAGAGAGUUCGAACAUUGUGUUUUGCCCAUAUUGAAGCAAUUAAUACAUAGAGUAAUUAUGGAGAGCCGAAGCAGAAGACAACAACAAGUCUGAGUGGAGGAUGUCAUUGGACAGAGCGAGCGAUAAGGGAGCGACUGUGAGAGCGUGAAAGUGUGUGUGAGACAGAGACAGAGAGACGGAGAGAGAAAGUGAUAAAAGCACCUGCAAGCUGAUAAGACAUUUGAAGGUAGACAGCGCGUUAAUAUUUAACUAGGCCGCGACUCAUUUGAGUUUCACACCUUGCGCGUUGCACAGACCGUACGAAAAUUUACGCGCGUGCGUGUGUUUGUGUGUGCCACAUGCGACCGUUAUGUUAACAAAAACUACGCUUAUCAGCCUAUUGCUGGUGGUGCUGCUGCAGCGCGGCGAUGGCGCCACAACUACCUGGGGGCAUGUCAACAAAUAUGCCAGCACGCUGCAUGCACAAGAUGUUUACUUGGGGCACGUGAGCAGCACGGAUGCGAAUGCGGAUGCGGAUGCGGAUGCGGAUGCCACAGCUGUCCAUGUGGAUGUUCAGGAUGUUGCAUACGGCGCACAGAACUCGACCGCAGUCGAUGGCUAUACGAUAACGGCGGUGCAUGCCUACGACAUGACCUUGCCGGGGGGCAACGGCGGCCAGGUGCGUUUGCUCAGCGGCGGCGUGGGCCAACAGCAUGCCGUUGUGCGUUUCCAGCGCUACGAACAGGUGCCCAGGGCGCACUUCCAGCUGGUCAUCUACGGCCUCGCCUUGGGCUAGGCGUGCAGUGCAGUCAAUCGCCGAGGAAACUUAAUUAAGUUGCGAUUCAACUUUGAAUUCGAUGUUGGCAACUUCCUGCUCGACAGACGGCAAAGCUAACUAAGUUAUUAUAAUGUCAUAAUUAAGAGCAUGAGAGUUGCGCUUAUUAGCAUGAAAAAUGUGAAAAUUCCAUUAUAAGUUAACACACACACACAUACACACACACACACACAGACACACACUCUCACACACCUACCCACACACUUCACAGAGUUUCAGUUUUUGAGCAGCUUCGGAAUUUAAUAUUGGGCGACAUCUGAGCAGGCGCUGCGAAUGUUGCUGCUGUUGCAGCUACUCGUAAUGAGAUGCAAAUGCACACUUAACCACCCACUUAUACACACAUACACCCACACACCCACACACCCACACACCCACACACCCACACACUCCCACACACACACACACACACAUAUGCACAGCAAACCGCUUAGCGGUUUGGUUUUGCCAGCAUAAGUCGCUUUAAGCGCUUGAUAAAUGCAAUUUAACGCCGCCACGCCCACUUUUUUUUUGGGUGGCGGGUGUACGCCCACUUAAAGUACAAUAUGACACAUAAGAGGCUUUAGGCCGAAGAAGUAAUUUAUGUGUAGUUGUUGCCAGCAAUCGCAUCAUUCAAUUUACGCAUUGCUUUUGCACCUGUUACAGCCUACCUGACGUUACCUGGCGCUCAAUAGGUGUUUUGUCUUAAUUGACAAUUGGCAUCUGCUAUUAGAGAUUCUAACCUGCAUUAUAUAUGAGGCAUGUGCACUAUUAAAUACUUGACAAAAACAAGCAAAGUUAAGUCGAAUGCAAAUGAAUUGAAUGAGUCAGACGUGGGAUAGAUUAAUUAUUGAUAUGAAUGGAAUGUAAAAUAAAAGCAACGUUUCAGAGUUAGUUGAUAUAAAAAACAGUCAACAACAGCAAGCAACUAGGCUUUAAGUAACGGAAAUGCCAGGCCUGUUAUUGGCUGACCCAUUAAGAGCUAUAGUAAAAGAAACUGUAAUAAAACUAAAACUAUCUGA
Drosophila mojavensis is the source of this 2131-nucleotide messenger RNA. RefSeq lists its product as uncharacterized. NCBI's taxonomy places the organism in Eukaryota, Metazoa, Arthropoda, Insecta, Diptera, Drosophilidae. The record is from RefSeq and is a predicted model, not a curated record. The transcript has 3 exons. The coding region runs from base 669 to 1094 and encodes 141 amino acids.